AUGAAACUCAGUGGCAUGCCAAUGGUGUAUGCCAUUUAUGCAUACGCCGGUUGUGCGAUUAUGUUUUUUGGUUAUGACACGGCUGUUAUGUCCCAGGUCAAUAUAAACCCUGACUAUUUGCGAACAAUGGGUGUUGCUGGCGGUACAGAUCGCGAUGCUGCAGCGAUUGGAGGGCUUGUUAGCUUGUGGUUCGGUGGCUUUGCCAUUGCAGACAGAGUAGGUCGGCUCAAAACAAUCCAGGUUGGAUGCAUCUGGGGAAUCCUCGGAGCUGUGCUCCUUGCCACGGCCCAAAACAUUUCUUGGUUUGCCUGUGCUCGGGUUAUAAGCGGGAUUGGAUGCGGUUACUUAAACACCAUAGUUCCAGUAUGGACUUCAGAGCUCGCUCCGGCUAACAUGAGAGGUGCAUUUGUUGCUGUUCAAUUUACGCUUGCUAUGGUUGGAUCUGCCUUAAGCUUCAGAGUAUAUUGGUUAGAAUACGCAUGCGUCAAGACCCGGUCGCUUUCCUUUGCCUGGAGGUUUCCAAACGCUUUCCAAAUCAUUUUCCUUCUCGUUCUUCUCGCCUUUGGACCAUUCUAUCCAGAAUCUCCCCGCUACUUGGCUAAAACAGGGAAAAUCGACCAUGCAAAAUCCAUUCUACAAAAAUGUCGCACUGACCCUAAUGAAGAGAAUAUUGAUAACGAAAUGGAAGAAACACUUGAUGCCAUUCGACUCGAGGCAUCAGAAUCCAACCCCAGUUUCUAUAAUAUGCUUUUCACUUCGGACAAUCUCCAUACUCGCCGUCGUGUUUUCCUAGGUGCUGGAGUACAAAUAAUGCAGAAGUUCACUGGCAUUGACUUCAUUGCUGUCUAUGCUCCUAAUAUUUUUGCUUUCUCAGGGUUUAAGGGGGAUACCCCUGCUUUACUUGCUGGAGGGAACUGGUUUGGAUACAUCCUUGCACUCGCACUGUCUAUCUACCUGUGCGAUCAUGUUGGCCGUCGGAAGAUGAUGCUGUCUGGUUGUACUCUCAUGGGAAUCGUACUCAUAAUUGGAGGGAUCUUAUCACAACAAACAUUGAAAUAUGCUGAACUCGACCCAGGGAAGGCAAACAAGUUCGGAGCUGGUGUUGCCGCCAUUCUAUAUGUAUACACCUUCAUCUACGGUUCAACUUGGCUGACUACAUGCUGGGUUUAUCCAACGGAGGUAUUUCCACUAGCAACAAGAAGCAAAGGCACCGCCCUUGCUACGUUCGCCUUUUCAGUAGCUGGAGGUACCAUCAACAUGAUUAUUCCAUAUUUGAUAAGUGCAAUCGGCUUCUGGGUUUUUAUCCUAUUUGCUCUUAUUAACCUUGUGAUGUUGGUACCAAUCUACCUUUUCUACAUUGAGACGGCAAAUAGGCACUUGGAGGAUCUAGAUCUAUUGUUUGCAAGCAAAAGCAGCUUCGUUUGGCGCGCAGAACAGGAAUUCGCUGACGCCAAAGGUUCUCAGGGGGGUAGCCACGGUGCAACCAAUUAA
Messenger RNA from Trichophyton verrucosum HKI 0517, 1491 nucleotides. RefSeq names its product MFS monosaccharide transporter, putative. Gene Ontology annotation, molecular function: carbohydrate:proton symporter activity. Gene Ontology annotation, biological process: transmembrane transport; carbohydrate transport. Lineage: Eukaryota; Fungi; Ascomycota; Eurotiomycetes; Onygenales; Arthrodermataceae. The coding region runs from base 1 to 1491 and encodes 496 amino acids. The record is from RefSeq and is a predicted model, not a curated record. Gene Ontology annotation, cellular component: membrane. The transcript is spliced from 5 exons.